AAUGAGGAUGUACGGUGUGUGUGUGACGUCACGGGCGCUCAGGUGUGGCACGCCUGGAGGAAACAGGUAGAAGAGUUGUUGCUGUCCGUGUCUCUGCAGCUCAGACUCAUCGUGUCCUCAGAAACAGAUCCUGCAGCAGAGGAAGAGACGAGCAGCUGAGCUCUGUUUGGUCUGAGGAAGGAAACGUGCUGCAGGAAAAACCAAUUGAGGAACUAUAAUUAUCUUCAAGAGCCUCCGUCCUCCUCUCGUCUUUCUGCCGACCUCUCAGGGACGGAGGGAGAAGACAGCGGGUUGUCUGGGAAAAGGAAACAUGGAGGAAUGAAAACAUAGACUUUAAACCGAGAGUGUAUGAGCACGUGCACACUGAGCAGUUUGAGUGAGUUCACAGGAUCCAGCUGUUUGUUUGUCUCUUAGUUGAUUUCUAUGCGCUCGGGAUCGAGCGGAGUCAUCGAAGGUUCAGGACUGUGGCAGCGAUGGGCGACAUGGACAUCGAGCAGCUGGAGCCGCUGCCCGUGGACCGAGAUGGGAGGCAGCUGAGGAGCGAGGGGGACCAGCCCGACGGCCUCAGGAAGCCGGGGUGCUGCGAGAAGUUCCAGCAGUCCGUCUCCAAGUGGAUGCUUCCGGAAGACCUGCGCAGCAAGUACCUGGAACGUACCAACUGCUGCCCGCCCCCCAUCUUCAUCAUCCUCAUCAGUAUCGGAGAGUUGGCCGUGUUUAUCUACUACGCCGUGUGGAAACCUCAGAAGCAGUGGGUGACCCUGGACGAAGGCAUCUGGAAGAGCCCCCUGUCCUACAAGCCUGAGAACAGACAGGAAGCAUGGCGAUUCGUCUCCUACAUGUUUGUUCACGCAGGUGUGGAGCACAUUCUGGGGAACCUGGUGAUGCAGCUGCUGCUGGGAAUCCCACUGGAGCUGGUCCACAAAGGGUUUGAAGUGGGGAUGGUUUACCUUGCUGGAGUCCUGGCUGGCUCUUUGGCCAGCUCCAUCUUUGAUCCUCUCAGUGCGCUGGUGGGGGCCUCAGGGGGCGUCUACGCACUAAUAGGAGGUUACUUUAUGAAUGCAGUGGUGAAUUUCCGAGAGAUGAUUCCUCUCCUCGGAGUGGCUCGUAUCCUCGUCAUAGUGAUCAUUGUCGGCACAGAUUUUGGAUUUGCCUUCUACAGAAGAUUUGUCAAUGAUGAGGCUGGAAUGAGGGUUUCCUUUGUGGCUCAUUUCGGUGGAAUCGUGGCGGGGAUGACCAUCGGCUACGUCUUCUUCAGCGCUUACAACAAGAAGCUGCUGAAGGACCCACGUUUCUGGCUGUGCAUCGUGGGCUAUGCCGUCUUUGUCAUCUUUGCCGUGCUCUUCAAUAUCUUUCUAUCACCAGCGCCGUAGGACCAUAACACUGUGGCUUUUUAAAAACACUAAACGUCUUUUUGUUACACAGAGGAAGUCGUUUUUUGAAAAAUUGCUUCGCAGAGAUUUUGUGAAUCUAAUUUUUUUUUUUGUUCAAAUUGAAAGGUGCCCCCUACUGUUUUUGUGCUGAGUUGCAACAUGCAUGUGUUAUUUCAGACAAAGUUGAUAAUGAAAUGUGCCUUUUUAAAGUGUUUGAUCCGAUAUGUCUCUUUUUACAAAUAUGUUCCUCGGUCUAUUUAGUUUUUAGAUUUUAGAUCUUUUUGUUGAUAGUAAUGAACUCACUGAUCAUUGUCAUCAUUUCCUUUAAUAGGAAAUAACAGCCAUACUAUUGUGGAAAAAUAAUUAGCUGUUAAUCAUUUUCUUUGUUGCCUCUUAGGGACUUCCAGUAUUCCUGAGCAUGUGCCUUAAACGUGGGGACACCCCCACCACCACCACCAUAUGAAGCAUUAGAUUUAUGAAAGAUCAUUUGUUGGGACGUGUUGAUCACUUCAUGUUUGACGACACUAACGAGAAGAAAGUGUUUACGCAUACGUCUCAGGUACAAGGGACGAAUGUCUAAAAUGGUGGUAUUUCCUUUUCCUUAACAACUUAUUUACCGUCAGGCCUUGGCUCAAUGCAGCGUCAUAGUUUUAGUCACAUCCUGUUGAAAGGAAGUCGGUUAUUACUGUAUGUGUGGAGCUGAUUAAUUUUCCUUACAAUACAAAUUUGUUUAAAACAAACAUCCAGCUAGUUUAUCUCGUCAGGACUACAUGUAA
This is a messenger RNA of Paralichthys olivaceus (Japanese flounder), 2146 nucleotides long. RefSeq names its product rhomboid, veinlet-like 2 (Drosophila) (gene rhbdl2). NCBI's taxonomy places the organism in Eukaryota, Metazoa, Chordata, Actinopteri, Pleuronectiformes, Paralichthyidae. Gene Ontology annotation, molecular function: serine-type endopeptidase activity. The record is from RefSeq and is a predicted model, not a curated record. Gene Ontology annotation, cellular component: membrane.